Eruca vesicaria subsp. sativa (arugula) is the source of this 958-nucleotide messenger RNA. The record is from the annotation of a GenBank genome assembly. NCBI's taxonomy places the organism in Eukaryota, Viridiplantae, Streptophyta, Magnoliopsida, Brassicales, Brassicaceae.
UCCGUCUUCUCUGUGAGGAUGACAUGACAACGUAGUCGUAACCCUAAAGAAACCUCUCCAAAUCAAUCGCAACAAUUCACUAAUGAUACCUCACCCUAAGCCCAAGAACAAAAUCACAGAGAAGACAACUCUGAAAAAGAUCGAAUCCGAGAAUAUUCCCAUCACCACCGUGAUCAAAGUCUCGAAGCUUAAGACGGAGUUGAAAAAGGUAGAGGUAGAGGAAGGGAAGAGGCACGAGAUGUACUUCACGGGGAGGAGGUUGUUGCCGCGACGGGGACUUGUAGUGUUGUGGCGGUUAUGGAGGGGAUCGCUGAUUCGAUUCCAGGGAAGUGGAAGAAUGUGUAUUAUCAAGGAGAACAACUUCAAACAGCCUGGAGAUAGAUACAGAUCAUGGGCACCAGACAGGCAAGACAGGUUUGUAAAGAGAUGGGUUGAGAUAUUGUCAGAGCCACGUCCGCAGCAUCUGGAUCUCUUACUGGUCUCAGGCUGAUCGAUCUCUGGGACAGAAACUUGCAAGCCGUCUCAACGGAAGGCCAAGCAUUUAGAGACUAAUCUCUUGUCCUUGGAAAGUCACCUGAAACCUCGAGUUCUCUCUCUCUUGUCCGUAGACCUCGAGCUCUCUCUCUUCUCUGCAGACCCGAAUCAUUCCGAACACGAAAGGUUCUCUCUAUCUUGAAUCCUCAUGUCCCUCAUUAACCAGCUCGAAAAGGAUAAGAAAUCAUUGACUCUAUCCCCAGAUGACAAGUAGGAUCGUGCAGGAAGAACAAACUUGUGAUAGAAGAGUGAAUGAGUGGAGCACUGGAAGAGCAAUUACAGACUUACUUGUGUAGACUUGUGUAACCAGUUUUUUAAAGAACCCUACUAUUAGAGCCAAAAAAACUGUUAUCUCUUAAAUAUGUCUUUUAAGUCACUUUACUUUUAAAUUAUUAAGAGACCCAAGAUGGUAGGGCUGGGCAAA